ACAAACACCUCCCUCUUUGUGUGUGUAGCGUGCGUAGGCUCCACCACUGGCUCCGAUAAACAUGUUGACGCCACACAGAUACCUGGCCGGCCUAUAGGCUAUCGUCCCCCUCAGGCGCGCUCCAAGAGAACGGCAUGUGCAGAUAGGCGACGGCUGCUGCUGUUGCGAGCUGUAUACUACAGAGCAUCUGUGCCUUUAACUAUACGUGUUCAGUGCGCCUCUAUCACAGCCCGCAUUCAACUUCCCACAACUCCGACGCGCUCGUAGUAGACUAGAGACACCUUAACCGGAGAGGCACUGGCUCACCUUCACAGCUAGACCCAUGGAAUGAUAACUAUGGAAUACCACUGGAUACUGCUGACUGUGUUUUUGCAGUUAACCUUCCAUCCAGGCAACACCAAGCCCACUAUCACCCCCGUCGGCCCCCACCUUGUCGUCCCACUCAACGCACCCUUCGAGCUGUUUUGCCAGGGUGAGAAGGAGAUGCAGUGGCAGCGGGAGGACCGGCCGAAGGUGCGGGGAGAGAAAAAGAGCGCUGGGAUGUCCUCACUGCACAUCCCCAGGGCUCAACCCGUCCACAUGGGCCGCUACAUCUGCCUGGAGGAGAGCUCCAAGGAGCAGAUCUCCAUCUACGUCUAUGUGAAAGAUCCAGACAAUCCCUUCAGAAAAUCAAUGGUGUUCAACAUUCUCACUCGAGUGGGAGACAAUGCUUCCAUCUCCUGCCUGGCAACUGAUCCAAGUCUGGACAACCUGCGCUUGGAAACAUGUUCCAGUAGAGCUCUGGCCUCUGGUCUCCAGUUUACUGCGAGCCUAGAGCAAGGCAUCCUCAUCCACAACACACAAAAGGCCUACGAAGGUUGCUAUGUGUGCACAGGAAGACUCAGGGAAGAGUACGUCCGAUCACACGACUACUACCUGACAGUAAGACCAGUCCCCGUUGCUCCUCCUGUGAUUGAGAUGGCAACCAAAAGAGUGAUUCUCACCCGGGAUGAGAGUCUCUCCCUAACCUGCAACACCUCUAAUGUCAACGGAGAAAUCACGCUAAAAUGGGUCACCCCGCCUGGCUCGGGUGCCGUCUGGUAUCCACAGCAACCAGCAAAGGUUGACGGUGCUUCUCGUAUCCUGACGGAGGACUUCACCCACGUGCGCAGCGCCACGUUGCACAACGCGGCGGUCGGACAUCAAGACGCUGGGAGGUACCAAUGUGAAGCACAGAAUGAACGAGGGACCAGCUCGCAGUCAGUGUGGCUAGAUGUUUAUGAAAAGGGAUUCAUUAACUUAACACCCACAAUCAACGAAACCAUCCAGGUCCGUUCAGGUGAGAGUUUGCCCCUAAAUGUUGACAUGGAGGCUUAUCCAAAGCCUCACACUUUCUCCUGGAGCUUCAUGGGCCGCGAGCUCAGGAACACAAGCGACCAUGUCAUCACCACACACAGCCAUGAAUACAGGUACAGCAGUGAGCUGAGGCUGGUGCGACUGAAAAUGUCAGAGAGCGGAGUUUACACCUUUCAGGCCUCCAAUGGUGACGCUUCAGUAAACCACACGUUCACCAUCUUUGUGAUCAGUAAACCUGAGAUUGUCUCUCGCGAGGGCCCAGUGGAUGGACAGGUACGCUGUGUGGCGGAGGGGUUCCCCGCCCCACAGAUCACCUGGUACUACUGUGAGCAGCCCUAUGCCAGGUGCUCCCAACAGGUGAAUGCCACCCAGGAGGAGCGCAAUGUCAUCACCGUCACCCUGUUCAGCCCUCUGUUUGGGAAGACGGAGGUCGAGAGUAGGGUGAACGUAAGCAGAGGACGGUUCAGUACUCUGGAAUGUGUGGCUACGGUGGAGGGAGAGCAGGCCUACACACUCUUUUCUAUCAGCGAGAGAACUGUUCCCCAUGAUCUGUUCACCCCUCUGCUAAUUGGCUCUGUAUCAGCAGCAUGCAUCCUCUGCCUUGUCCUUAUAAUGCUGUUCUACAAGUACAUGCAGAAACCCAAAUAUCAGAUUCAGUGGAAAGUUAUUGAGGGCAUCCAUGGAAACAACUAUGUGUACAUUGACCCCACCCAGCUACCGUACGAUCACCAGUGGGAGUUCCCUCGAAACAACUUGCGUUUUGGGAAGACACUGGGAUCUGGUGCAUUUGGGAAAGUGGUGGAAGCCACUGCAUAUGGACUCUCCGAAGCAGAUUCAGUCAUGACGGUGGCUGUGAAAAUGCUCAAAACAAGCGCUCAUGCCACAGAGAAAGAGGCGCUGAUGUCAGAGCUGAAAGUUCUCAGUUACUUGGGAAACCACAUGAAUAUUGUCAACCUGCUGGGAGCCUGCACUGUUGGAGGCCCUACACUAGUGAUCACAGAGUAUUGCUGCUUUGGAGACCUCCUUAACUUUCUACGCAGAAAGAGGGAAUCCUUCAUCUGCUAUAAGCUCGAGGAAGACUGCUACUACCGCAACGUCAUGCCGCAGAGAGACGCAGCUGGUGGCAGCUUGAAUGGCUACAUGUCCAUGAGGCCUUCUGCUGCCGGCAACCUGCCGUUCAGCUCAUCAUCAGAGAAGAGACGCUCACUACGCAAAGGUGACUCCUACGUCGAAGCAGAUGCGGAGAGUGAGAUGUUCGACGAGGAUGGUCUGUCUCUAGACACCGAAGACCUUCUCAGCUUCUCACACCAAGUGGCCAAAGGCAUGGAGUUCUUAGCCGCCAAAAAUUGUAUCCACAGAGACCUGGCUGCCAGAAAUAUCCUCCUGACUCAAGGAAGAGUAGCGAAGAUCUGUGAUUUUGGCCUGGCCCGAGACAUCAACACGGACUCCAACUAUGUCGUCAAAGGCAACGCUCGUCUGCCAGUGAAAUGGAUGUCUCCAGAAAGUAUCUUUGAGUGUGUGUAUACAUUUGAGAGUGACGUCUGGUCCUAUGGCAUCUUGCUUUGGGAAAUCUUCUCACUAGGAAACAGUCCUUAUCCGGGUAUGCCAGUGGACGCCAAGUUCUACAAACUGAUAAAAGAAGGAUACAGAAUGGAUGCUCCAGAGUUUGCACCCAGUGAAAUGUAUCAGAUUAUGAGGUCCUGCUGGGAUGCUGACCCCUUCAACAGACCCCCCUUCAGGAAGGUCGUGGAAAGGAUCGAACAACAGCUAUCAGAUGCCACUAAACAUAUUUAUCUGAACUUUAGCUCCAAGCUUCCUGUGACGCCCAGAGCCAGGGAGGGACCCAGUCCUCAGAGCGCUCCGUUUCACCGUCUCAACUCAGCCAGCAGUAACAGCGGACCGACCCAGCCCUUACUGCUCCAGCACGAGGUCUUCCUCGAGGGGACAACCCUCAGAGCCCAACGGGUGUAAGGACCCACCCAACCGGUUGGGCUGCCUCAGAAAGUGCCUCUAAUGUUCCGCCACAAACUACCCAACCACUACACCUGCCAACCUCCCCGGUACCGGCAGUACGUGUUGCUAACAAAUGGUAAUUGCCAUCUAUUACCAAAAACAACAAAGGAGGAAUGGCUUUUAUCAUUGUUUUUUUCUACUAUUGCCUACUGAUUAGAGGGAGGACAGUUGGACUAAUGCUCCCCUGCUCAUAGCAAAAACUUUUAAGGCUCUGGGCGAGGGUGUAGGGACAUCAAACGUAACGCUAAAACUAAGUACAUUAUUACACUGUUAUUGGUUUUGUUAUUUUUCUUCUUUUUUUGUGUGUGACAUUUUGGCUAUUUCAUAAAAGGUUGUUUUGUUUCUUUCUAUCUAUUGGAGUUUUUUUUCUAUUCUGUGGUUUUUCUGUCAUGGAUAUUUAUGUAGCGUAUUUUUUUUUUUUUUUUUUGGUUGGCGGUUGCAAUUGUUUGGAGGAAAAGCACUUGAGGCACUUGAACUUCACGUCAUUACACACACACCACAUAAAUCAGCUUUCGUUUCUUUCUUUUUUUACUCUUUUUAUUGUCAGUAUUAUUUCCAACUGUUCCGAUCUACGUUGUCACGAAGGAGAUACUUUCUGGGGCCAAUUUAAAUGUAGAUAUGGAGAGUGGUAUAUAAGCUAUUAGUCAGCAUGGUCGGUCAUGCUUAGGGUCCGUAAGUGCUUCAAGUCGAUAAGGAAAUACAUUUCUGCCCUUUUAAUGUUGAUGUCACCACUACAGAACUGUCUUUACUAGAUCUGUUACCACGUGGCAUGGGUCAGCCCACGAUUACACACACACAGUUGUCUUCAGAGAUAUAGUUCAGACAUGGUACGCUAGCUUUUCAUUUAUGUGCUUAUUGACUGUAAUGUAUAUGUGUACAUAUCUGCAGGUAAUGAUAUUAGUCAUUGCUAUACGAUGCGAUGGGAAUUUAAACAUUUGACAAAGAAGACAUUCUGAGAAGCCUUGGCAUUCGUCUUAGCUUUGUUAAGCAUGUGAUGCAGGUGUAUAGUUUGACUUUUUGACACCUGGACUGCUGGAAAGUUCUCUUGUAAAGGUGUAAAUAACUGUUUGGGUUUAUAUGGUUUGCUCUACUGUCACAUCCAGUGUAUGGUCUUUGUUUACAAGCAGGAGACAGGUACUGCCAUUUCUGACAUGUGUUUUCUCUGCUUUUUCUUCCACUUCGUGAAGGACCAGGAAACGGGAACCUUUGUGUUUUGCAAUUGGUGUGUGUUUUGCCCAUGCUAACGCUGUAAUUCCCUAUUUUACAGAAUUAGGGCUGCACCUUACUAAUUAUUUUCAUCAUCGAUUAACCUGUCGAUUAUUUUUUUCGAUUAAUCAAUUAGUUGUUUGGUCUAUAAAAGGUCAGAAAGGGUUGAAAAAUGUUGAUCGGUAUUCCCAAAGCCCAAGAUGACGUCCUCAAGUGUUUGUUUUGUCCACCACUUUCAUAUAGAUAUCAAGAUAUCAUUUCACUGUCCCAGAGGAGAGAAGGAACUAGAAAAAAAAUCACAUUUAAGAAGCUGCAAUCAGAGAAUUUUGAAAAUUACUCAAACCAAUUAAUCCAUUAUCACAAAAGUUGCCGAUUAAUGUAAUAGUUGAAAACGAAUUGAUUCAUCUUUGCAGCUAUAUACAGUAUACAUCAUAGCUAAAGUCAGGGUGAUGUGCAUGUGAAAUGCCAUUAAGUGGACUCUGCAAUGUUCCCUGCGAGUGGCGACAAGCUAGUCGGUCAUCAAGGCUCUCUGUUCAGAUGUUGCCGCUGGGUAGUACAGCGCUCUGUUUCAGUGUGUGGGUCAUCUCAUUGUUCUCUGACCAGUAGCUGGUUUCCCAGCAGUCCUUCUCUUCUUUGUAUCCAGCUGUUUCCUCCAUCAGAAGUGGGACUUUCAGCACCUCUCAGCCAGUAGUCUGUAUCAUCCCAGACCAUUAUAAUUCCCCUCUUCCUACUGGUGGAGGUCGUUGUGAAGAGCACCUGUGUGUGUGUGUGUGUGUGUGUGUGUGUGUGUGUGUGUGUGUGUGUGUGUGUGUGUGUGUGUGUGUGUGUGUGUGUGCGCGCGCGCGUGUGUGUGCAUGUGUGUUUGCGUGUGUCUACUUGUCUUUGUGUGCAUGUCUGUAUGAUAGCAGAAUUCAAAGAAUUAUAUAUCUUAUAUGAGUAUCAAGAGGUGCCACUAUUAAAGAUUCAUCAAGUCCUUUAGGCUACUGAAACCCCACAGUCUUACUGCUCUGUCUUUUUGUAAAUAUGAAUGUGCGUUUAUUGUAAAGUAAUGCUGAUGCUUUUGAGGUUUAUCUCAGUGACGAUGUGGUACAUUGAUGCAGAAUUUUCUUAUGUUGUAUUUUCUUAUGUGUGCAGAUUUCAAACAGUAGGUCCAACUGGAGAAAAAAAAAAAAAAAGCUGCUUGUGUCUCUGUCACCAUGGUAACUUAAACGGAAGAGAUUCACUUUGGCUAAUGUUAUUUUGGCUGUUUCAUCAUUUCAAUCAGUUAUGGCAGUUCACUUGGUAACUGCUUCAGCAAAACAGACUAAACUGCUCCCAUUGGUCAUAUCUGAUCACCAAUAUUCACCGACAUUAGUGAAAUUUACAACCAGGAAUGAGAUGUUUCAGAAUAAUAGAGAUUAUUUUUCAUUUAUUGCUCCCCUAAGAGUUCUCCCUGCAUUUUGCUACAUAUUUAUUGAACCUGAGGCUUUAGUUGUUACUGUGUAAAUUUGAUGUGUUGCUAAUACAUGUGUCAAUGUAAAUAAAAUUGUGUAUAAUGAAUUCCCAAU
Messenger RNA from Sander lucioperca (pikeperch), 6101 nucleotides. RefSeq names its product KIT proto-oncogene, receptor tyrosine kinase a (gene kita). Gene Ontology annotation, molecular function: ATP binding; cytokine binding; transmembrane receptor protein tyrosine kinase activity. Gene Ontology annotation, biological process: multicellular organism development; B cell differentiation; protein phosphorylation. Bases 328 to 3306 code for a protein of 992 amino acids. The record is from RefSeq and is a predicted model, not a curated record. Gene Ontology annotation, cellular component: signaling receptor complex. NCBI's taxonomy places the organism in Eukaryota, Metazoa, Chordata, Actinopteri, Perciformes, Percidae. The transcript is spliced from 21 exons.